CCUUUGUGUCGGGAGCCGCUCCCGCCAUUACAAGAUGGCGCCGGUUUCCUGCUUCCUGGUUCUUCUUGCCAAACGUUGUCUUGCGAUGUACGCAUGCGCCACUUUAUGCUAAUGUAGGUUUGGUUGUUCUCCCUAUUGGAGAACACAUGCUAAUUGGGUUUUGUGUAAAGCACCAAUCACAGACGAGCAAGUCACCCUGCUGGCUAUUUAAGCAGAGCACGCACAGGGUUUGGGGUCCUUCUCCAUCUACUUUCAAGAGCUUCGCAAUAAAACUGCUGCUGGACAAAUCCUCUGUUGCCGCGUCAUCCUUAUCGGCAAAGGCUGCGCGCGACAAGUGGUGCCGAAACCCGGGAACCUGCCGAACCCAGGGCAGAGGGACGACUCGAAGGACCCCCGACUGCUCGUCGGAGGAGGAUUCAAGCCAGCAGUGUGAGGAACCGCGGUACUUUUCUGCAAGGAUCGGGAAGAUCCAAUCUGAGUUCCAGCGCGACUGACUCGGGUGGUGAAGCACGAUGACCCUGCUCCUGAUCCUGCUGCUGAACGGGAUGCUGAGGAGCCAAGAGGUGGAAGGCCAAGAGAUUCGAUGGGGAAUCCUGUCAGCCUUCCCUCGGCCCAUGCCGGUGAUGCAUGAUGCACAAGUCUUCCCAAGAUUCUUCACAACUAAUGACUCUUUGGGGCUACCGUAUUUGCCAAUAUCUAGAGACAUAGCUCCUAUUCAAAAUAAUGAAUGUUUGGAGUAACCUUGGUUGCAGGACUGCUCCUCUGUUUUUGGUUGCUCUGCAAUUUUAAAAAAAAACAGCAGCAAACAAAAAAUGUGGCUAUAGUCCAAGCCAUGUUGGCUGUAGAGCAGGGAGCCUCUCCUCAAGUAUGGCUAAAUAUGCUCAGCCGUUGAGACACUGUCAGAACUAAAAGCAAUCCUUACGGGCACAGGUUCCCAUUGCACUAGGAAGCUGUUCUUGGCAGACCUUUGCGCCCCCCAGGGCUCAGGUUCCCAUUGCACGGGGCUAAGGGCGUAAAGGGUCUCAUACACUGUGUAACCUCCUUGAUCGCUGAUGCUGUUGAGUCAGCAGGCUGAUCGGAAAACUCAUGGUGUAGUUACGGAUCAUUUUUGGCUGAUUUUAAUAUAAUUUUUAAGGGGGAGAUGUCGGGAGCCGCUCCCGCCAUUACAAGAUGGCGCUGGUUUCCUGCUUCCUGGUUCUUCUUGCCAAACGUUGUCUUGCGAUGUACGCAUGCGCCACUUUAUGCUAAUGUAGGUUUGGUUGUUCUCCCUAUUGGAGAACACAUGCUAAUUGGGUUUUGUGUAAAGCACCAAUCACAGACGAGCAAGUCACCCUGCUGGCUAUUUAAGCAGAGCACGCACAGGGUUUGGGGUCCUUCUCCAUCUACUUUCAAGAGCUUCGCAAUAGAACUGCUGCUGGACAAAUCCUCUGUUGCCGCGUCAUCCUUAUCGGCAAAGGCUGCGCGCAACACCUUUGUAGACCAGGCUGGCCUCAAACUCAGAGAUCCCCCUGCCUCUGCCUCCCCAGGGCUAGAACUGAAGCCAAGCACCACCAAGCCUGGCUUUACACUUGUUUAUUGUGGAGAACACUUAAGUGACGCGCAUACGUGCGCCACUUGGCUGUUUCUCUGCUCCCACUGUGAGUCCUGAAGCUACGACUCAGCUCUCGAGGCUCCGCGCCAACUCCUCCACCAGGAGGGCCAUCUUGCCGAGCCAACGUGGCUGGGUUUGCCUUUACUUUGUUUUGCGAGAGGGUCUCACUCUGUAGCCCCGGCUGGCCACAGACUCACCGAAAUCCACCUGCCCCUGCCUCCAGAGUGCUUGCCUUUGAGCUGUGUGCCACCACAUCAGCACCACAAGGUCUGUUUUCUGAGACAAGACUCCACUGUGUAGCCUUGGCUGGCCCGGAACUCUAUGCAGCGGGCCAGGCGAGCCUCAGGCUUGUGGCCGUCCGCCUGCAGCUACCUUUACUAAGACUACAGGAACGAGUCUGGCUUCUUGCGGCUGUUCUCUCUCUCUCUCACUUUCUAACAUCAUAUUAAUUAGAUAAUUGUGAGUUUUACAGAAAUAAAAUACUCAUGACACAUGUAAAACACUCGUGUACAUGCAUUUUAAUCACACUCACCGCCACUGUAUCUCCUGUCCCUGUCCCCUUCCCAACUAGUUCUCCUGCUGCCUGGUGAUUCUUGGUUUGGGUUUUGAUGACUCAAUAAGUUUCAUGAGGGUUUUAAUAGCUGUUAUCCCAGUAAAGAAACUGUCUCUUCUUUCCUAACAACCGUAACAACCGUAACUAUCUCUAAGGGCGGGGCCUCGCUUAGCACCUCUUUAAAAACAUAAAUACACUCUGAGAUUUGCUCAUGUAUAUCGAGUGUUUUCUCUGCAUGUAUAGGACGCAGGUGCCGUGAAGGUCAGAUGAGGGCAUCCGAGCCUCGGAAACCGGAGUCACAGGCGGUGGCGAACCGCUGCGAGGAUGACGAACCUGAACCUGGGUCCUCUUAACCCCCUAGCUAACCCUUCAGCACCUCCCCUUUAAAAAACAGGCAAAACAAGCUGGUUGGUGUUCCCGCCUCAUCCAGCUUUGCUCAUUCAUUACUGCCUAAUAAUUUUACGCCCUGUGCACUCUGUUUCCUCAGGCCCAAGCAGGAAGAAAAGGAAAGACAAGUGAAUAAAAAAAAAAUCUAGUAACGGAUGAGCUCAAAGAGAGAGAGAGAAAGGAAGGAAGCUCGCAGCCCCGCCUGCCUCUCCAAGUUACUCUAAGGCCAGAGCGCUCUCGCUUUCUAAUAUAUUAAUUAGAGAUAAUUAUGAGUUUUAUAGGACAAAAUACUCAUGACAUCCUUAUCUAAAGCACGCGUAUACCUGCAUUUUAAUCACACUCACCGCCCCGGACGCGGCAGAGUCUUACUAGAUCAAACCAAUCAGGAGCGCUGAGGAGGGCGGGUUUGGCCGCCGAAGAGCACCAAUCAGCGUGCAGCCGGGCGGAAGCGAGACAACACCCACCAAUGAGGGCGGCCGUACGGCGGAAGUGCACCGCGGAACGCUCGGGAAAAUGGCGCCCUCCGCCUGCCACAAUUCGGCCGGAGGAAACUCUGAUCACGAGGCGAUCGUCCUACGAGCGACCGCUCAGAGGCAGAGUCACGACACGGCGCGGGCCGAGCUUAAGGAGGGGGUCGAGACACAACUCCGCGAUCUGGAGCUCGGGAAGGCUCCAGAGGGCGGAGUCCGCGGGAGGCCGGAGCGGGGACGCCGGAAGAGGCGUGGCCGGAAACGGGCGGGCCCCCUGCGCUCCGGACGCGAAGACCCGGAUCGGGACGCGGGCGGGCGGGCCUGCGCUGAGCCGGGGGCGUGGCCAGUGCGGCGCGGGGCUGGGGCGGGGCCAGGAGGCGCCCGGGGCCCCGCGGGGAGGGAUCGGGGUCGGGGGCCGGGCCCGGGGCUGCAGGGUCGACGCCGGCGAGGUCCUGCGGCAGCGGCGACAGCAGACCGGCUCCGCCCGCAUCGUCCCUCGCGCCGCUCAGCCCUGGACUCGAAGGCCCCCUGGUCCCGCUGAGCGCUGCCCGCGGAUGUCCGACCUCCCGGAGCCCGCAUGCGCCGUGGUGCGCCCCGGGACCAGGAGCUGGUGGGGGCGGGGACCCCCGGGCGGGGGCCCCGCGGCCGCCCUGCUCCCCCGGGGCCCGUGGUCCCGGUGCUCGUCUUCCCCCCGGAUCUAGUGUUCAGGGCGGACCAGCGGAGCGGGCCGCGGCAGCUGCUGACCCUGUACAACCCGACGGGGACCGCGCUCCGCUUCCGAGUGCUGAGCACCGCGCCCGCCAAGUACACGGUGUUCGAUGCAGAAGGACGCGUGAAACCCCAGUCGUACGUUGACAUUGUGAUCCGGCACGUGGCCCCCAUCCCCAGCCACUAUGACGUCCAGGACCGCUUCCGCAUUGAGCUGUCGGAGGAGGGGGCCGAGGGGAGGGUGCUCGGCCGGAAAGACAUCACCUCGGUUCUCAGGGCGCCGGCGUGCCCCCUGGAGCUGCAGGCGCACCCCGAGCCGCGGCCCGCCGCAGGGCCGCCUGUGUCGGCGGGACCAGCCCCGGGCAGACCUCUUCCCGACAGCAGGACACUGUUGCUGAAGCAUUCCUCUGCUGGUGGCAGAACCAACUUCUUGGGAUUCCAUCAUAGACUGAAGACCUCUGGGAGUCCAGCACCAGAUCUGACUGCUGAGAUAUCCAGCCUCGGGGAUCUGGUUAGCUACCACAUCCUGGUUCUUUCAAUCUGGACAGAGCCGUGGUUGAACGGCCCAAACGGCAGCCUGUGAGUCAUUCCACCGAGGCCGCGUCUUAGAGACGCCAUGUCCACGGCAGCUCUUAUAAAGGAAACAGUUCAGGCGUUCAGUCCGUUAUCCUCACGGUGGGAGCGUGACAGCAUGCAGGCAGACUCGGUGCUGGAGAAGCAGCUGAGAGCUCUUCAUCCCGAUCCGCGGGCAGCAGGAGGCCGUGGGCCGCACUGGGCUGAGCUUGAACACGGGACCGUAAGGCCCGCCCCCCAGUGAUGCACUUCCUUCGUCAAGGCCUCACCCCCUAAUAGUGCCACUCCCUGUGGCCAGGCAUUUACACACGGGCCCUUCCUACUCACCCCUCCCCCAGGCCCUCACUCUUCCUCUCAAUUCUGUUCCUUGAGAGAACCUGGACUGAUAAGCUGUACCAGCCCAGUUUUAGGGCGACAGUGGUGUGUGGGUGUGGGGGGUGAUGGUGGAGGCCCGGAGCAGGCCUCAGAUCCCCCCUCCAUCGUUGUUGCAGUAAAACAGCAUGACCAAGGCCACUUAUAAAACAGAGCGUUUCCUGAGGACCUACGCUUUCAGAGGGUCAGAGUUCGCGAUGGCAGAGCAGAGAGGGCUGGUAACGGGGCUGGAGCAGCAGCGAGAGUUCGCCGCAGGCAGGAAGCAGACAGCACUCUGGGAAGCGUUAGUCUUCUGCAGCCCCACACCCGGGACAGGCCUUGGCCUGUGAGGCAGAGCCCCCAGCUAGCGGCCAAGAAUUCAACAGCUGAGACGUCCAGGACAGCUCGUUCAAACACAGCCCCACAGAGGACUUACAGGCGGUUGUGAAACAGUGGUGGAGGUCCUGGAUCUAGUUCACACCCUCUGGAAGAGAGCAGUCGGACCUCUCGGCCUCAGUGGGUCUCAGUGGGAUUUUUCUUUUUUAAAUUAAUUUAUGUUCAUGUACAUUUGGUGUUUGGAAUACAUUUACGUCUGUGUGAGUCAUAAAUGGGAUCUUGCUAUGUACUCCUAGCUGGUCUGGAAAAAUUUCUAUUUCUUCUUCUUCUUCUUUCUUUUUCUUCUUAAGACAGAGUCUCACUAUACAGCUCUGGCUGGUUUCCAACUCACUCUGUAGACCAGGCUGGCCUUGCUCACAGAGAUCUGCCUGCCUCUGCCUCUGGUGUGUGCUGGGAUUAAAGGCCUGUACUACCAUGCUU
This is a messenger RNA of Meriones unguiculatus (Mongolian gerbil), 5449 nucleotides long. RefSeq names its product motile sperm domain containing 3 (gene Mospd3). Lineage: Eukaryota; Metazoa; Chordata; Mammalia; Rodentia; Muridae. The transcript is spliced from 5 exons. The record is from RefSeq and is a predicted model, not a curated record. Gene Ontology annotation, cellular component: cytoplasm. Bases 3579 to 4292 code for a protein of 237 amino acids.